UUUCCGCCCGUCCUUUUUACAAAUCAAGAGAUGGACCCCACGAUGUCCACGGUGUUCGGUAAUUGGGAACCACUUGCAAAGGCAAUUAGGAUCGUGAUGUUUGGAAAGAAUUCACUAGACAUUUCCAGGUGGCCAUGUGCUAAGUGCAAUGCUCAAAAAUGGGGCACAACAUCCUGUACUCCCGGUCUUCUUACAUGGGGUUGGGUCACAUUGAUCUUCAUCCUUUCUCCCAACACUUCAUUCAUGAAAGCUGGAGUUGGCGCAAAGUCUCGGCUACCAUAUGCUGCCAUGUUUAUGGCCUACAAGCAGCUGUGGGUCACCCUUUGGGAUCAACCUUGUAUUUGCUUGAUCCACAAAAAGAUCGACACCUACGUCUGGCAAUCGUCCUCGACUUCCAAUGUUGUG
Suillus paluster is the source of this 405-nucleotide messenger RNA. RefSeq lists its product as uncharacterized. The transcript is spliced from 3 exons. Lineage: Eukaryota; Fungi; Basidiomycota; Agaricomycetes; Boletales; Suillaceae. The annotation marks the transcript as partial. The record is from RefSeq and is a predicted model, not a curated record.